AUGCAGGUGGUUACAGACGUUCGCACGGCCAUGGAGGAGGACCCGGGGGACCCGGAGGCUCCGGCGACAAAUCGAGCGGUGGGGGUAGAGGCGGUGUUGCCGGCAAAGGCGGCGCUGUCGCCGCCGCCAAAUCCGGCGGCGCUGUCGCCGCCGCCAAAUCCGGCGGCGCUGCUGGUGCUGCUGCUGCGGCAGCUCCCCCUGCUGGAGCUGCUUCGGCGGACGGCAACGCCGCUGCCGGAGCGGCCGGAGCUUCCAGCGCAGCGGAAGGCGCAGGGAAGGCCGGGGAUGGCGGAGAUAGCGGAAGCGCGACGGCCGGCGCGGCGGGUCAAAGGGAAGCCUGGAAAAGGGGUAUGGGCGCAGGUGGUUAAGAGUGAGCCAGGCAAGGCCCGAACGCACCCCGGGCCUGAUGAGGGGUUAGCUUCGCUCGUGCGAGGUUCGGACGCAGCUGGAGACGCGCCGGCGAGUGCCGAGCCUGCGAAGCAGGCUGGGGGAAAGGCUGGUGGGGCGGAUACGAAAGCGGGGUCGGAAUCAGCGAAGCAGGACGGCGGGGAGGGUAAGGGUUCCAAAGGAGGGGGACAUGGAAAGAAGGACGGGAAGUCGGAUCAGAAGGAGCAGAAGGAUCAGAAAGAGGGGAAAGAGCCUAAGGAGCACAAGCCGCCGAAGCAGGCAUGGCGCAAGCACAACAGGGACGGCGAGAAGGGCGGGGCGGCGGCGGCCGCGGCGGUGGUAAUGGGCGCAGGCGCGACGGCGUGGCCUGCGCUUUCCGAGGCGGAUGCUGCUGCUGCGCGCGCGGCGGAAACCGGCAAGGGCGCGGGCGGAGAUGAUAAGGCGAAGCCUGCUGCUGGUCUCGCUAUAAUUGCAAACGAGGGCGACAAAUCGUCUGCUGCCACGUCAGACAAGCAGAGCGGCGCAGCGGCGGUUACAGCAGCAGACGCAGCCAGAAAGGCUGGCGCUGCUGACGUGGCAGUUGUGAGCGUGCGUGAGGUGAAUGGGGGGCAGUACAAGCGCGGGGGCCAUCAGGGGGGCGGGGGGGCGCACCAUGGCGGAAGAGGGGGAGGCGUGGGCGGAGGGGGAUACCAGAGGCGCGCGCAUGGGAGGGUGGUGGUGGUGGCGGACGAUCCCCCCCUCACGGAGUUCGUGGCUGCUGGGCCCAGAAGGUCCGCGGCUGCCAUGGCCAAUGGCAUGGGCGGCAGCUAUGGGUACCCCAUGGUCGUGGGAGCCAACGGCCCCUACUACAUGCAAUACCGCAUGCCGCCUGUCCCGGUUGACCCCAUGUCGGGCCUUCGCACCGCUCUCACAAAGCAGAUCGAGUACUACUUCAGCAUUGAGAAUCUCUGUCGCAACCUCUUCCUUCUAUCCAAGCUGGGUCUAGUUUUGAGGCGCCUCAAAACUAGUCCCCGAUCUGCCCCACUCCCCAUCAUCCACAUUGAGAAUCUCUGUCGCGACCUCUUCCUUCGGUCCAAGAUGGACGCUGAAGGGUUUAUUCACGUGGACGUAAUUGCGGCUUUCAACAGGGAGUCAUGUUUUGAGUCGACUCAAAACACGACGCAAAGCAUGCACUCUCUCUCAACAAGACCUCAUUGCUCACUUCCCUUGUCAGCUCCCAUGAGCAAUCCCUCGCCCAUGAGCAAUCUCUCGCCCAUGAGCUUCCUCGCCCUUUCCCCUUAUCCACUCCUUCCCCUCCCCCUGCUCCCUUCCAGUCUUACCCACUCCCCCCCUCCACCCCCCUUCCCCCAGGUGCGCAUGCUCACGCUAGACAAGGCCUUCAUUCUCAGCUGCCUUGCCAACUCCACGUCAGUGGAAGUGCAGGUAUGCGGGCGAGAAGCUGAGGAGCGCAGUGACUGGAGCAACUGGUUGCUGCCCACUGCUGCCCACUGCUGCCCUCUUUAUCUCCCCUCUGUUCCCCCUUCUCUCCCCUCCGCUCCCCACCUCUCAGGGCGAGAAGCUGAGGCGGGUGAGAAGCUGAGGCGGCGGAAUGACUGGAGCAACUGGCUGCUGCCCACGGGGCACAUGCAGGCUGUGGGUGAGAAGCUGAGGCGGCGCAGUGACUGGAGCAACUGGCUGCUGCCCACGGGGCACAUGCAGGCUGUGGUUUCCCACUCAGAGGACGCACCCAAGGCAGGAGAGGGAGGAGAGGGAGGAGAGGGAGGAGAGGGAGGAGAGGGAGGAGAGGGAGGAGAGGCAGGGAAGAAGGGAGGGGAGAAGGGGGAGGGGGAGAAGGAGGCUGCUGCUGGCGCUGACGAGGGGCAGGGAAAAGAUCCCGAAGGAGAGAAGAAGGAAACCCCCGACGCUGCUGCUGCCACUGGUGCUGCAGCCGCUGCUGAUGCCGCUGCUGAUGCUGCUGCUGGUGCUGCUGCUGGUGCCGAUGCAGCUCCCUCUUCCCCUGCUGCUACGCUCCUAUUCGCCCCUCGCAACAUCCCCUCAGCAGCAGAUGGGGAGGCUGAUGAUGAAGGGGAGGAGGAGGGGGGAGGGCAGCGGGCAAAUCGCGAAGGCACUCCUGCUAGGAGCGUUGGGAAGCGGCGCGGCAGCAGCGUGAAACGAGCCGCCUCUUCCGGCCGCUUCUCAGCUAGCAAGUCCGGAGGGCUUUCGGCCGCGUUUGCCGCCGAAGCUGCAGGUUCGGGGGGCCGAACCGAGGGGUUGGGUUCGCUGCCGGGCCUGGCUGGGAAGGUGGCUGCAGCGAUUGAGGAGGCUGGGAAGGGGGGGGAAGCGGGGAAGAGUAAGGAGGAGAGGGAGAGGGAGAAGGGGAAGAGGGCUGCAGAGGAGAGUGAGGCGUUGACUGAGGCGAGUGAAGCUGAGGACACGUUUCAGUUUAGCGGGGACGAGCUUGGGGAGGGGAAGAAGCGGGCCGGCAAGCCCAGGAGGAAGCAGCGUGCCAGGUCGGAGGAGGAUACAACAGACGACUCUGAUUUCAACGACGUGAAUCCCAGCCUCAAGAACCUCGUUAUUGUCACACAGAGGCGCCCGGGGCAGGGCAGUGCGUUUCAGCAGCAGCAGCGUGGCGGUGUGAGGCGCAGUCAGGGCAGGGAGGAUGGGGCGAGUGGCAGCAGCUACGAGGGCGGGUCGUCGUUGGGUCCCAACUACCGCGCCAGCAGGCUGUCAGCGGAGAAGGGCGAGCAGUCAGGGACGGACGGGGAGGGGCCUGGCAGGUUCCACGUGGGCAGUCAGGGCAGCAACGGCAGUCCAGACAACUUCAGCUCGCACGUUGCCCGCGGCCCCAGGGCCCGCCACCCCCAGCAGCAGCGCGCCUCCUGGACACCCGGCAUCGCCCACAUGACUGCAGCCGCCGCUGCCGCCGCCGCCGCAGCAGGAGGAGCGGCAGGAGCAGCAGGAACGGUGGGAGGAGUGGGAGCGGUAGGGUUGGGGGCAGGAAGGGCGCAGCCGGUGCCUGUGUGGCGGCCGGGGCUGGGGGGGCUGCCUCCGAAUGCGGUGGAGCUGGGCGGCAGCAGUUGGCGGAGCACCAGCAGCUUUGGAUCGCCACAGCUCAUGGCGUUUUACUUUGGAGCCACUCCCCCCGGCUCCUACAGGGCGCAGCCGGUGCCUGUGUGGCGGCCGGGGCUGGGGGGGCUGCCUCCCAAUGCAGUGGAGCUGGGCGGCAGCAGUUGGCGGAGCACCAGCAGCUUUGGAUCGCCACAGCUCAUGGCGUUUUACUUCGGGGCCACUCCCCCUGGCUCCUACAGUGGUUCAGCUGCUUCCUCCCUCUCUAGCUCCUGGGGCAUGCCUGCUGGGCUGGCCAUGCUUCUACCUCUCGCUCUACCCCUGCUCACUCCUCUAUACCCCUCUCUCUUACCCUGCCUCACCCCUCUGCACCGCAGUGGUUCGGCGGCCUCUUCCCUGUCUAGCUCCUGGGGCAUGCCUGCUGGGCUGGCGAUGCUUCACCAGCAGCAGCAGCAGGGGGAGAAGAAGGAGAAGGAGAAGGAGGAAGGAGCAGGGAGACAGGCAGGGGACGCAAAAGAAGGCGAGAAGAAAGACAGCGAGAAGGAGGCAGAUGCAGGGAAGGAGGGUGUGAAAGAGAAGGACCAGAAGCGGGGCAAGGGGGGAGGACUCCUGAGCCCACCCAAGGGCGUCACUCCCCUCCCCUUCGCCCCUGGUUCUGCCCCUACGGAUAGUACUCCUCCUUCUACAAGAGGUGUCUCAAGUGUACUCCUCAUUCUACAAGAGGUGUCCCGUUUGUACUCCUCAUUCUACAAGAGGUGUCUCAAGGAGCGCAAGAAGCUCGGCAGCGGCCGCUCUGAGGAGAUGAACACGCUGUUCCGCUUCUGGUGCUACUUCCUGCGCAAGAACUUCAACCAGCAGAUGUAUGACGACUUCAAGAGGCUCGCCACGGAGGACGCGGCUUCCAAGUAUUAUUACGGCAUGGAGUGCCUCUUCCGCUUCUACAGCUAUGGGCUGGAGUCCAAGUUUGAGGAGCCCAUGUAUGUCGACUUUGAGCAGCUGACUCUGGACAUGUACCAGCGGGACGGGAACCUCUACGGGCUGGAGAAGUACUGGGCGUACCACUUUUAUCGCAAGGACAAGGACACGCGGGAAGUCAAGAAGCACCCCGAGCUCGAGAAGAUUCUCACCGAGAAGUUCCGAACCAUGGCUGACUUCAGGGCCGCCAAGGAUGCUCAGAAACGCGCCCUGGCUGAAGCCCAGGCCAAGGCGAAGGGAGAGAAAGUGGGUGGGGAGAAGGGGGGAGGGGAGAAGGGGAAGGAGGAAAAGGUGGAGGGAGGGAAGGAGGGGAAGAAAGAGGGGGAGGAGGGAGGGGAGGGGAAGAAGGGAGAGGGGGAAGGCGCUGCUGCUGCAGAGGGAGAAGGAAAGGGGGAGGAUGGGGGGAAGGAGGGUGCUGUAACGGAUAAGGCAGGGGAUGGCAGAGCAGGAGCAGCAGCAGAGACAACAUCAUAG
Molecule: messenger RNA, 4884 nt
Organism: Closterium sp. NIES-65
Lineage: Eukaryota; Viridiplantae; Streptophyta; Zygnematophyceae; Desmidiales; Closteriaceae
Source: the annotation of a GenBank genome assembly